Molecule: messenger RNA, 4122 nt
Organism: Diospyros lotus (date-plum)
Lineage: Eukaryota; Viridiplantae; Streptophyta; Magnoliopsida; Ericales; Ebenaceae
Product: protein transport protein Sec24-like At3g07100
Exons: 14
Coding region: 394-3522 (1042 amino acids)
Biological process (GO): intracellular protein transport; endoplasmic reticulum to Golgi vesicle-mediated transport; COPII-coated vesicle cargo loading
Cellular component (GO): COPII vesicle coat; endoplasmic reticulum exit site
Molecular function (GO): SNARE binding; zinc ion binding
Source: RefSeq, a predicted model, not a curated record
UUCCGAUCCGGAUUUGAGAUUCGGGACCCACCAUUUCGCCCGUAAGUUUGAACCCUGACGCUCGCCGUCUGGCAGCGUAGCCAUUCUUCGACAAAUCCAUCCAAAUUCCUUUUUCUUGCUCUUCAAUCUCUCCUCCACUCUGCACCGCGAUCCCUCCGUUCCUUCCUCUUUCCACGGACUAGUGUUCAAGACCCUAGUCCCAAUCCAAAAUCUCAUUCACUGUCUUCCAUUAUUGCGGAACCUUCAGUUUUCCGCCAAUUCUGUCCCGCAAUUCUCCGGUGAGAUCUCCGACCGAAUAUGCCUGUGGAUCAUCAUCAAUCGCCGCGGGGCUGUGCCGAUUGAAUCUUUGAUUGUACAUGGAAGCAUAGGAUUGGAGAAGAUCAAGUGUGAGAUAUGAACCCCAUGGGGACAGUAAAUCCAGGCAGUGGCAACAUCCAUCAAAGGCCUCCUGCUCCAUCCCUUGCUUCUUCUUCUCAGAGUUCAACACCUUUUCUGUCAUCUGGCCCUAUGGUUGGAUCAGAGGCUUCUGCUUUUAGACCCUUGGCACCAAAUGCUCCCCAGACUAAAAGGUCUUCCUCAUCAUCUGUUUCAGUGUUCGAAUCAGAGGUAUCUGGUUUUAAACCUACACAAACAGGUGUAUCUAAUGAUCCAUCUAUGCUGACUCUGCCAUCAUCAUAUCCCCCACCACCUGCAGGACCUUUCCAGCAUUUUCCCUCACCACAAUUUUCUUCCACAGCUCAACUAUCUUUCCAGGGCCUUUCUGCUCCUGGGCAGCCAGUUUAUUCCUCACCAGUUAGACCUCCUGCAGGUCAAGUUCCAUCUCCGCCAGUUUCUCUUUAUCAACAGCCCCAGAUACGAUCCGUGCCAAUGGGUUCGAUCCCUCAAACCAUAAGCAAUGUGCCACCAGGCAUGAAUUUUCCGCCAUCAUCUUUAGAUUCCUCAUUUCCCACCCCAAGGCCAAACUUGCAGCCUGCUUUUCCUAGUUAUCCUAGUAAUCCAUACAAUGCAGUUACACAACCUUCACCUGUACAGUCUUCACACUUUGUUUCCCGCCAAGGAGAUUAUGGUCCACCUCCAACAGGAACUUCUUCCCCUUUUCUUGCUCAUCAAGGAGGUUAUGUUCCCCCUCCUCCAGUUGCUGCUCCACCAGGUGUCUAUUCCAGGGAACAAAUGCAACACCAAGGCUCUGGACCUCCAAUUGGAGCUGCGCCGGGCCUAAUAGAAGACUUCAGCUCUCUCUAUCUUGCUUCUGUUCCUGGAUCAAUUGAUCCACAAAUUGAUUUUAAAGCAUUGCCAAGGCCAUUGGAUGAUGAUCUUGAGAUAAAGAAUUUAGCUGAUGUGUAUCCAUUGAAUUGUGAUUCUAGAUAUCUACGUUUUACAACUAGUGGCAUUCCAAAUUCUCAGUCUUUGGCUUCAAGAUGGCAUUUGCCCCUUGGAGCAAUUGUUUGUCCCCUAGCUGAAACUCCUGAUGGGAAUGAGGUGCCGGUAGUUAACUUUGCCCCAACUGGCAUUAUUCGAUGUAGAAAAUGUCGGGCUUAUGUGAAUCCUUAUGUGACAUUCAUGGAUGGUGGAAGAAAGUGGCGAUGCAACAUCUGUGCCUUUCUUAAUGACGUUCCGGGUGAUUAUUUUGCCCAUUUGGAUGCCAGUGGUAGAAGAGUUGAUUGGAAUGAACGGCCAGAACUUAAAAAGGGUAGUGUGGAAUUCACAGCUCCAUCUGAAUAUAUGGUGCGGCCUCCAAUGCCUCCACUAUACUUUUUCCUGAUUGACGUAUCAGUAUUAGCUGUUAGAAGUGGAAUGCUUGAGGUUGUGGCACAAACUAUUAAGUCUUGCUUGGACAGAUUGCCUGGUUUCCCUAGAACACAAAUUGGGUUCAUAACUUUUGACAGCACCAUACAUUUUUAUAACAUGAAGUCAUCUUUGACGCAGCCUCAGAUGUUGGUGAUCUCAGACCUGGAUGAUAUAUUUGUUCCCUUACCUGAUGAUCUCCUAGUCAACUUGUCAGAAUCAAGGGGAGUGGUGGAUGCUUUUCUAGAUAGCUUAUCCUUCAUGUUUCAGGAAAAUGUGAAUGUGGAAUCUGCUUUUGGUCCGGCUCUUAAAGCUGCAUAUAUGGUUAUGGCCAAACUUGGUGGUAAAUUGUUAAUAUUCCAGAAUACACUCCCUUCCCUUGGUGUUGGCCGCCUAAGGAUGCGUGGAGAUGAUCCUCUUGUUUACGGAACAGAAAAAGAACAUGCAUUAAGAAUACCUGAAGAUCCAUUUUACAAACAGAUGGCUGCUGAUUGCACGAAGUGCCAGAUAGCAGUGAAUGUGUAUGCAUUCAGUGAUAAGUACACUGAUAUAGCCUCCCUUGGAACUUUGGCCAAAUAUACUGGUGGUCAAGUAUAUUUCUAUCCAAGCUUCCAUGCAGCCAUUCACAAAGAGAAGUUGAGACAUGAGUUGGCCAGAGAUCUUACAAGAGGAACAGCCUGGGAAGCUGUCAUGCGCAUAAGAUGUUCAAAAGGUGUGAGAUUCACCUCUUAUCAUGGGAAUUUUAUGUUGCGGUCCACCGAUUUAUUAGCACUUCCAGCUGUAGACUGUGAUAAAGCCUACGCAAUGCAGUUGAGUCUUGAAGAAACAUUAUUGACUACGCAGACCGUGUAUUUCCAAGUUGCUUUGUUAUGCACUUCAUCUUCUGGGGAGAGGCGUAUCAGAGUACAUACCGCAGCAGUGCCAGUUGUUGCAGAUCUAGGAGAGAUGUAUCGCCAGGCUGAUAAUGGUGCCAUUGUUUCUUUAUUGUGUAGGCUAGCAAUUGAGAAAACCCUGAACUAUAAACUGGAGGAAGCUCGAAACUUGGUUCAACAGAGGAUUGUUAAAGCCCUAAGAGAAUAUCGAAAUCUGUAUGCUGUGCAGCAUCGUGUGGUAGGCCAGAUGAUAUACCCUGAAUCAUUGAAGUUCUUGCCUUUGUAUGGGUUAGCACUUUGUAAAUCAAUGCCCCUUCGUGGUGGAUAUGCUGAUGUACAACUCGACGAACGAUGUGCAGCUGGACACACCAUGAUGGCCAUACCUGUUAAAAGACUGUUAAAGUUGCUGUAUCCCCAUUUGGUCCGGGUCGAUGGAUUUCUCAUAAAGGCAAAUUCCAAGGCUGAUCAGUUUAAUAUUUCAAGGCUACCACUUACAGCUGAGAGCUUAGAUUCCAAAGGCCUUUAUAUUUAUGAUGAUGGUUUUCGGUUUAUUAUAUGGUUUGGUAGAAUGCUUUCACCUGACAUAGUUAUGAAUCUACUUGGAGAAGAUUGUGCUGCUGAUUUUUCGAGGGUUGUUCUGAGCAAGCAUGAUAGUGAGAUGUCAAGAAAGCUGAUGGCAAUACUUACGAAAUUAAGGGAAUCUGACACUUCCUAUUAUCAGCAGUGGCACCUUGUAAGACAAGAUGAACAACCUAGAGAGGGAAUCCUUUUCCUCACAAACCUAGUCGAGGACACGGUUGGUAAUAUGAAUGGUUACAUGGAUUGGAUUCUGCAGAUACACCGGCAAGUGCAACAAAAUGCAUAAGGGUGAUUUCCUGGUGAUUAAUGCUGUGUUUUCAGAUCCCUUCAUCCUAUAUUUUUGGGACAAGAGCACAUCCUUUAUAGCCAUUUUUUAGCAAUAUUCUCCAGAUUAUACAUUCCAGCUGGGGUUUAUCAUUGCCUUAUUUCAGCCUUUCUGUUUUCAUCCUUUAGAGGGUAUUACAUACCAUAAUUUGAAGUCAAGAGUUCAGUUUCUGUUCUCCUCGGAAGCAUGGGUUGUUGAUUUGAAGGAAACUAGUUGCGGAGUUGGAUUGCAAACAAGGGAGUAUUUUGCGAGCUAUGUUCAGCAAUAGAAUCUUGUGAUGUUCUCUCUGUAUAGAAAGAGAACAAAUUUUUGUGUGAUGUAUUUACUUAUUCUUGACGUUUUUUCCUGUUUGUCCCCCCCGCCUUCCCCUUCUCUCGUUCUUUUCUUUUGUUGGAGUAUAGUAAGUGAUUACUUACAAAUUGUUCAUUUACAUCUAGAUUUUUGAAGGAAAUUUUGUUCUAUUUCCCGUUCAUGGGACUUUAAUUUUGAACCCAAAAUUCCUCCAUUGGAAUAUACCUGAAGUUUGCAUUUCUAGCCAAUUGAAUUGGGGUUCUUGUCUCA